Molecule: messenger RNA, 1141 nt
Organism: Jatropha curcas
Lineage: Eukaryota; Viridiplantae; Streptophyta; Magnoliopsida; Malpighiales; Euphorbiaceae
Product: ethylene-responsive transcription factor 6
Biological process (GO): ethylene-activated signaling pathway; regulation of DNA-templated transcription
Molecular function (GO): DNA binding; DNA-binding transcription factor activity
Source: RefSeq, a predicted model, not a curated record
UUCAUCAUCUUCACAUAUUCCUCAGCUCCUUCCUAUAUAUACCCUUACACUCCUUCUUCCACUCUCAUCAUCCUUCCAAAACAUUUCAGAACACUAAAACUUCAUAAAAAUGGCGACUGAAGCUCAACUGACCUCUGCCUUAGAGCUUAUCGAGCAACAUUUACUCGGCGAUCUUCUUUCACCUGUCAGUAGCUCAUGUUCUUCUUCUACUUCAAGCACCGACUCCUCUAUCUCAAUCUCUGAUUAUUUUAACCCUAACGAUACUGAUGAUGAUUUCCUCCAAUUUGAAGCUAAACCUCAAUUCAUUGAUCUUACUACUCCUAAGAGUUUUGAAUUCGAUUCUAAUUCUCUUUUCGAAUUCGAAUCAAAACCUCAAAUACCUCAGAGUUUCGGAAUUACUCAAUCAAAUAAUAAAGAUUUCUUUGAUUUCGAUUCAAAGCCUCAAAUUCAAGUAAACCGAAAGCCAUCUUUGAAGAUCUCGCUGCCUAACAAAACUGAAUGGAUUCAAUUCGCUAAAUCGAAUCAGGAACCGGUGCAAAGCAACUCGGUUGAAGAAAAAAGGCAUUACAGAGGAGUCCGACAGAGGCCGUGGGGCAAAUAUGCCGCGGAGAUCCGAGAUCCGAACCGGAAAGGAACUCGGGUUUGGCUCGGGACUUUUGACACCGCUAUUGAAGCCGCCAAAGCCUAUGAUCGCGCCGCGUUUAAGCUGCGCGGCUCCAAAGCUAUACUUAACUUUCCUCUGGAAGCUGGGAAGUUAAAUACAAACGCCGAUGAAGGGAACCAACGGAAACGAACAAGAGAAAGUGAGAUUGUAGAGGUAGAAGCGAAGAAGGUAGUGAAGAGAGAAGAAACUGAGAGGGAUGUCGCGUUGACGCCGUCGAGCUGGACGACGAGUUGGGACAGUGGUAAUCUGAAAGGAGUUUUCAGUUUAUCUCCGUCAUCUCCGUUAUCUCCCCAUCCGGCGUUAGGAUAUGCUCAGCUCGCGGUCAUAUGAGUAGUAGCUUUUUUUUUUUUUUAAAUUUCCUAAUUAUAGUGAGCUACUUUUUUAGGUAAAAUAAAAAAAAGGAAGUUUUAUGUAUAUAAAGAUGGUAAAUGAGCUAUUUUCAGUAAACAUGCAAAUGGCGAUUAUGGUGAAUGAUUA